This is a messenger RNA of Chlorocebus sabaeus (green monkey), 804 nucleotides long. NCBI's taxonomy places the organism in Eukaryota, Metazoa, Chordata, Mammalia, Primates, Cercopithecidae. The record is from RefSeq and is a predicted model, not a curated record.
AUGAGGCUACGGUUUAAUCUGGGGAGUGAACGGCAAGCGGCGGCAUCGGUGCUGUCGGCUCUGAGCACUGUGCAGGCUAGCUUCACAUCCAGUGCUGCAGCAGCCUGUGGCCACUCAUCUGUCUUCCCAGCAGACGACGACUGUCCCAGCCUCACGACUCCUCGAAAUAACCACUGUUGCUGUUUUUCGUCUGCUUUCGUCACUUUGACAAUAUGUCAAGUUUUUACCUUUGACACUUAUUCCUUGUACCCACCGCUUCUGGUCUCAGAGCCCUGCCGCUGCCCCCAUGGCCGAGCGAGUGGCUCAGAUGCAGGCCAUCGGGGUGUGGUGGUGGGAGACGGAGUUGUAGGUGAAACUUGCCUACUGAUCAGUUACACAACCAAUGCAUUUCCUGGAGAAUAUAUCCCUACUGUCUUUGACAAUUAUUCUGCCAAUGUUAUGGUAGAUGGAAAACCGGUGAAUCUGAGCUUAUGGGAUACAGCUGCUCAAGAAGAUUAUGACAGAUCAUGCCCCCUAUCCUAUCCUCAAACAGAUGUGUUCUUAAUUUGCUUUUCCCUUGUGAGUCCUGCAUCAUUUGAAAAUGUCCGUGCAAAGUGGUAUCCUGAGGUGCGGCACCACCGUCCCAACACUCCCAUCAUUCUAGUGGGAACUAAACUUGAACUUAGGGAUGAUAAAGACACGAUCGAGAAACUGAAGAAGAAGCUGACUCCCAUCACCUAUCUGCAGGGUCUAGCUAUAGCUGAGACUGGCUGUAAAAUACCUGGAGUGCUCGGCGCUCACACAGUGAGGCCUCAACAGUGUUAG